Molecule: messenger RNA, 939 nt
Organism: Andrographis paniculata
Lineage: Eukaryota; Viridiplantae; Streptophyta; Magnoliopsida; Lamiales; Acanthaceae
Exons: 5
Coding region: 1-939 (312 amino acids)
Biological process (GO): DNA integration
Molecular function (GO): nucleic acid binding
Source: RefSeq, a predicted model, not a curated record
AUGGGUCAAUUUCCCAUUUCCCAUGGAUUUUCAUAUAUUAUUGUCGCCGUUGAUUAUGUUUCGAAAUGGGUGGAAGCAAAAGCCACCUGGACUAACGAUUCUAAAGUGGUUGCAGAUUUUAUUAAGUCCACCAUAUUCAUCUGGUUUGGAAUGCCUAGGGCUAUGGUGAGUGAUAGGGGAACCCAUUUUUGCAGCAAGACCAUCGACGCUCUCUUCAUGAAGUAUGGCGUGUUGCACAAAGUUUCGACCUCAUACCAUCCUCAGACAAAUGGUCAAGCGGAGGAUAGGAAAGACUGGAGUCUCCGCCUCCUGGAUGCAUUAUGGGCUUACCGCACUGCUUACAAGACGCCUAUCGGAAUGUCGCAUAUAGAUAAGUUUCAUCCUCGGGCAAUAAAAUGUUAUUUUCUAGGAUAUGCUGAAGGAAAGAAGGGAUAUAAGUUAUGUGAGGAGACUUUUCCUUUCAAGUCUGAACGGACAAAUGCUCCUAGACAGACACAUAGUCCUAAUUUUGGACCCUACAAUGCUACCUAUGAUGAUUUCUUACCUAUUUUUGAAGAUAAUCGUGAGGAGAUGCAGUUAGACAUGAUCCAAUCACUUGGUUUGGAUUCACAACUAACUACCACCGGUGACAUAAACACGGAUUCCUACACUAAUCUCAUCUCACCUAUAUACCUGCGUGACUAUGAAGUCUCCUUAGGUCAAGUGUCUGUUAAGUACCCUAUUGAAAAGGUGUAUCACAUCCCUAAAGUUGUGUCCUCAAGUACAGUUUGUCUCUUAGCUAAUCUUGAAAAACAUCUUGAACCACAAACUGUCCAAGAAGCCAUGGUUGAUCCUAAUUGGAAGACUACCAUGGACUUGGAAAUGAAAGCUCUCAUAGAUUAUCAGACUUGGGUUCUUGCUGAUCUUCCCUCUGAUAGAAAAUCUAUAGGAUGUAAAUAG